AUGAGACCAGUUUUAUUUGAAAUAAGGCUAAACACCUGUGAGGAUGGUACAGUAGUUAUGAAUGGGCCGCCAGAAGAUUCUCCAUCGGUUUUUCUUGCUGGAAGUCUGGUGCUUUCGAUUACUAAGCCGAUCUUCGUUAAGCUUGUUUCUUUGGACUUGUAUGGGAAGUUAAUUAUAUCUUCUGACACAUUGUCCCAAGGAAUCAGGUUUAACUUGCAUAAGCCAUUGAAGCAUACCAAAACUGUUUACCAUCAUAGUUGGGGGCACAAUGAGUUAUGGUCCAAUACCAAAUUUCGGACUGGGAUUGAUCUACCUGUGAGACCUAGUGAUAAGCCACUUUCUAGGCUUGGAAGCCUACGUAAAUGCGCGAAAGCUUUAAAGUUAACUGACAUGGAUGACAUAGAAGACGGUAGUAGAAUUCUUGAUAAAGGCAAUUACGAGAUCCCUUUUAGUGUACUUUUACCAGGUUCCUUAGAGGAGAGUGUUGAAGGACUAGACAACGUUUCAUUGAGGUACAGUUUGAUCGCAGUAAUUGAGAGAGGCAGAUUUCGUAGGCGCUUUAAGUGCAAAAAAAAUAUCAAGGUUAUACGAACACUUACACCGGAUGCCUUGCAGUUAACGCAAACUACUGGUUUAGAUAAAACCUGGGCAGGAAAGGUGGAUUAUUCUAUAUAUAUCCCAGCAAAGGCGGUUGCAAUUGGAGAUCUAAUACCAGUCCAUAUAAAACUUGUACCCCUUGAAAAGGGUCUUAGACUGGGUUCAAUUCAAGCCAGCGUCAUAGAACAGCUUACAAUUGUCACCCCCGAUAUACCGAAGAAGCAAACUCGAAGGCUCGUUCAAACCGUGUACUUUAAUCAUCGUUGGUUAUCAGUUAACUCGGGGGAUGAGGAGCCUGCUGGCAACCCUCCGGAAUGUUGGGAGAUUGACGGUAAGAUACAGCUUCCACCUUACUAUACUGCAUGUGUUCAAGAUUGCAAACUACUCGAUGUUUUAAAGAUCCGUCAUCAUCUGCGGCUAGUGAUUAAUUUCCUAGAUCUUAAAGGCCACGUCUGGAAACUGCGGACGUCGUUACCUUUCCAGUGCUUCAUAUCCCCGUCCAUUCCACUUACCGAAUGCCCUGAUCGCAAAAAGUUUCUAAUAACUUAUUCUGACCUUGAAAUAUCCGCAAACCAACCCCUUUUCGCUCAUAGUAAACCCAGUCCUCCUUUAUACGGCCGUCAUAUAUCCGAUACACUGUGGAACGAGGAACAGCUUAAUAAUAUAGCAAUAACAACUGAAUCGGCGGGUCCAAGCAUACCUCUUUCUCCUAAUUGUUCCAUGACCUUAAGUAUGUCAUCUAUGCAUGAAGUUCAGAGAACUCAUGCUGACCAUGAGGGAACUAGUCCAUCAUGGGCCAACCUUGGCAAUAAUAGUAGUAUUAACAAUAUAAGGCCGUCUUUCGUUGACAGCGUAAUAUCUGCGGAGCAAACCGUGCGCACGUUCUCAUCACUCAGAUCAUCUGUGGAAAACACACUCACUGUAGUGCCUUCAUAUGAAACUGCUAUUAAGACAACAUACGUAGGUCAGGAGUUUCCUCCAGAAUACCCACCGCUAUGUAAAGGUUUAAGGCCUGGUAAAUGCUUUAGAUGCCGUAAUUUAAGUAUAUAG
Molecule: messenger RNA, 1647 nt
Organism: Eremothecium sinecaudum
Lineage: Eukaryota; Fungi; Ascomycota; Saccharomycetes; Saccharomycetales; Saccharomycetaceae
Gene: ROG3
Product: Rog3p
Exons: 1
Coding region: 1-1647 (548 amino acids)
Biological process (GO): ubiquitin-dependent endocytosis
Cellular component (GO): cytosol; cytoplasm; plasma membrane
Molecular function (GO): protein-macromolecule adaptor activity; ubiquitin protein ligase binding
Source: RefSeq, a predicted model, not a curated record